This is a messenger RNA of Colletotrichum scovillei, 1049 nucleotides long. Its product is annotated as phosphatidylethanolamine-binding protein. Gene Ontology annotation, molecular function: phospholipid binding; peptidase inhibitor activity. The transcript has 3 exons. Gene Ontology annotation, biological process: regulation of proteolysis; regulation of Ras protein signal transduction. The coding region runs from base 162 to 842 and encodes 226 amino acids. The record is from RefSeq and is a predicted model, not a curated record. Lineage: Eukaryota; Fungi; Ascomycota; Sordariomycetes; Glomerellales; Glomerellaceae.
GUCAAAGAAGAAACGCUCAACCAGACAGUUCUUCAACAGCAGCAAACUUGCUUGCGCUCGGCUUUCUGCUGCCUGCCGCAAUCUCCACCGUUUCAUUCAGUGUUCAUCCACUGUAUCGCAAUUCGUCUCGAGGACGCGCAACGUCUUACCCGUCACCCGCAAUGACGGGCUCCCUUGCAAGCAAAUUCCUGGCCGCGGUGGCUGUCUGCGGCACCGUUGUCGCCGCUGCUCCGACGAGCCAAGAUCAAUUCGUCCUCAGACCUGCUGCCGAUCUGACUCGCGUCCACGAAGAGUUGGACAAAGCCAAGGUCAUCCCUACCGUCCUGGACGACUUUGAGCCCAUCAUCGGCGUCGCGGCCGAGUGGUCCUCUUCCAAUGUCGCCGAUCUCGGGAACACCCUGAAGCCUGCCGAUCUCCAGUCUGCGCCGACUGUUGCCAUUGUCAGCGGCUCGUCAAUGACCAGUGUCAUUGCCACGACGUACGUCUUGACUCUCACCGACCCGGACGCGCCUACUCGUAGCAACCCCAUCUGGUCCGAGUUCUGUCACUGGAUCGCCGUCAGCAGCUCCCCUACCAUCUCCUCUGGCAUCGAGCCGGCGGAUCUGGACGAGGUCAUCGAGUACAAGCCGCCGGGACCUCCCCCCAAGACCGGCAAGCACCGCUACGUCUUCACGGCGUGGGUACCGGCCAACGGAACCAAGGAGAAGCUGGAACUUUCGAAGCCGGCGGAGCGCAAGCAUUGGGGAGGCCAGGAGGGGCGCGGGGUCCAGAAGUGGGCCAAGGAGAAUGGCCUCGUUGCUGUCGGUGCCAACUUCAUUUAUGCCCAAAAUGAAAAGCAGUGAUGCACACAAGUGACGCUAUGUUUUGAUGUCGGCCCAACGUGGCCCUAAUGCUGAGGGCGUGGAACCGCAAAAAUCAGAAUGGGUUCGUGAUCACCACCAUGAGGAACUUCGUUAUGCGAGAAUAUAGCUACCAAUACAGAUUGAAUCAUUGCUACUAUGGGCACUCAAUCAUACGUCGAACGAGUUCCAGCCCGAAUCAAUGCAGAA